AUGGGACUGUUACGGAAUGUUGCGCUCAUUCUGUGUGGCAUGGCAGCUAUUCAUGAGCAUAUAAUUGAGAUGGUAACAGCAGAAUAUGAUGCUCCUUUAGGCGUCGUCUGCGGAACGGAAGGAAGUGAGUUACCUGUACACCCAAACUCUGUAGUUGAACUCUGCCACAAAUAUGGAUUUCAGAAAAUAAGGCUUUUGGAUCCCAAUCAGGAUAUGAUGGACGCGCUACGCGGUCAGUUUAUGAUAGUAAGUAUUGACAUUAGGAACGACCAAUUACCUAUGAUUGCAGAGGGUGGGGAAAAAUUGCAGUUAUGGUAUGAUACUUAUUUGAAACCCUACCGUGACUACAUAACGAUAGAAUAUAUUGUUGUCGGGAACGAGGCCAUUCCCGGUCCCUUUGGCGAGUACGUUGGGCCAGCAAUACUGGCUAUUCAGCUACUUCUACGUGACAAUGGUCUAGAAACGAUUACGGCGACCACUGCCUUGUCGACGUCCGUUUUGGGAGCUGCUUUUCCACCAUCAAAUGGUUCGUUUAAGAGUGAGACAAGUAGUGAUACGUUGAGCGCCAUCUCAAGUCUAGUAAAUUGGUACCCUAGACCAUUACUUAUGGUGAAUUUGUAUCCGUAUAAUUAUUUUGCAGCGGGUCUUAUACGCUCUGAUUUCGCGACAUUUUCGGCACACAAGCCUGUUUUUUGGGGGGACAACCAUGUUGGUUAUUGGAACAUGCUUGACGCAUUAUUGGAUGCUUUUGAUUCUACUCUGAAGAAAAUAGAAUUUCCGAAGGAAGUGAACUUGGUGGUGGGUGCGAGCGGUUGGGGAACAGUAAAAUAUUCACCAGGCUGA
Alnus glutinosa is the source of this 843-nucleotide messenger RNA. Its product is annotated as putative glucan endo-1,3-beta-glucosidase GVI. Gene Ontology annotation, molecular function: hydrolase activity, hydrolyzing O-glycosyl compounds. Gene Ontology annotation, biological process: carbohydrate metabolic process. The record is from RefSeq and is a predicted model, not a curated record. Lineage: Eukaryota; Viridiplantae; Streptophyta; Magnoliopsida; Fagales; Betulaceae. The coding region runs from base 1 to 843 and encodes 280 amino acids. Gene Ontology annotation, cellular component: plasma membrane. The transcript has a single exon.